This is a messenger RNA of Lotus japonicus, 2575 nucleotides long. RefSeq names its product cycloartenol synthase-like. Gene Ontology annotation, molecular function: intramolecular transferase activity. The transcript is spliced from 17 exons. The record is from RefSeq and is a predicted model, not a curated record. Gene Ontology annotation, cellular component: lipid droplet. NCBI's taxonomy places the organism in Eukaryota, Viridiplantae, Streptophyta, Magnoliopsida, Fabales, Fabaceae. Gene Ontology annotation, biological process: triterpenoid biosynthetic process. Bases 103 to 2406 code for a protein of 767 amino acids.
ACAAUUUAUUAGAUGGCCCCAGCAACGACUUCUACUCAGUGCUAUCAAUUGAACAUCUUAAAAGAAAGGAGAAUGAAAAAUAAAAAUUAGAAGAGAGAAAAGAUGUGGAAGCUAAGGAUUUCAGAGAGCAAAGAGGAUGAGUUGAUUAGAAGUGUGAAUAACCAUGUUGGAAGACAGUUCUGGGAGUUUGAUCCUGAUCUUGGAACUGAACAAGAACGAGCUCAAGUGGAACAAGCUCGCAAAGAAUUUAACCAAAACCGCUUCAAAACUAAGAAUAGUUCUGAUCUCUUAAUGAGACUCCAGUUUGAGAGGGAAAAUGGAGUAAACAUGAAGGUUAAGAAUGUGAACAUUCAAAAGGAGGAAGAUAUAACUGAGGAAGUUGUGGAAGACACACUGAAAAGAGCCUUGAGAUGUUACUCAACCCUGCAGGCUCAGGAUGGUUUCUGGCCUGGUGACUAUGCUGGCGCUAUGUUUAUGCUCCCCGGAUUGGUGAUUGGAUUAUCGGUGACUGGGGCCCUCAAUGCAGCCUUGUCACCUGAGCAUCAAAGCGAGAUGAAGCGGUAUGUGUUAAACCACCAAAAUGAAGAUGGCGGGUGGGGAUUGCACAUAGAAGGCCCCACCACAAUGUUUGGGACGGUCCUCAACUAUGUUGCCAUGAGAUUACUUGGAGAAGACAUUGACGGUGGAGAUGGCGCCAUGAAGAAAGCAAGGAAGUGGAUUCUUGACCGUGGAGGCGCAACUUCUAUUCCCUCAUGGGGCAAAUUCUGGCUUUCAGUGCUUGGCGUAUAUGAAUGGCGAGGGAUCAACCCAAUGCCUCCAGAGCUUUGGCUGCUCCCAUACUCUCUUCCUUCGCAUCCAGGAAGGAUGUGGUGUCACACACGGCUUGUAUAUCUUUCGAUGUCAUAUUUAUAUGGUAGACGAUUUGUGGGUCCUUUCAAUGCACUUGUGUUAUCCCUAAGAAAGGAGCUCUAUACUCUUCCCUAUCAUCUCCUCGAUUGGAAUGAGGCUAGAAAUCUAUGUGCCAAGGAAGAUUUGAGUCAUCCACGCCCAGGAAUCCAAAACAUUUUAUGGGGUUUGCUUCACCAUGUUGGGGAACCUCUUCUCACACACAAGCUCUUCUCCAGGCUAAGGCAGAAAGCGCUCCAUCAUGUAAUGGAACAUAUACACAACGAGGAUGAAGCAUCAAACUACAUUUGCAUUGGCCCCGUUAAUAAGGUAUUAAACAUGAUAUGUUGCUGGUUGGAGGACCCCAAUUCCCAGGCAUUUAAGUAUCACAUUUCAAGAAUCAAAGACUAUCUCUGGGUGGCUGAGGAUGGAAUGAAAAUGCAGGGAUAUGGCGGUUCUCAACUUUGGGAUGUUGCUUUUUCUGUUCAAGCUAUCUUGGCUACCAACCUUGAUGAUGAGUAUGGUUCAAUGCUUAAAAGAGCAAAUGAGUUCAUUAAAUGCUCACAGAUUACAACAAACAGCUCUAGUAACCCUAGUGCCUGGUAUCGCCACAUUUCGAAAGGUAGUUGGGGUUUCUCAACUCCAGACAAUGGUUGGCCUGUAUCAGAUUGCACUGCAGAAGGCUUGAAGGCAGCCAUUUUGCUAUCAAACUUUCCAUCUGAAACUGUUGGGAAAGCUAUGGAAACAGAAAAAUUAUAUGAUGCUGUUAGUUGGGUUUUAUCUAUGCAGAAUGAAAACGGUGGAUUUGCAUCCUAUGAGCUCACAAGAUCUUAUGCAUGGCUAGAGAAAAUAAACCCAGUUGAAACAUUUAGAGAUAUCAUGAUUGAUUAUCAGUAUGUAGAAUGCACAUCAGCAGCAAUUCAAGGUCUUGCCUUAUUCACACAACGAUAUCCAGAGUACAGGAGAAGGGAAAUAGACUCUUGUAUCGCUAAGGCGGCACGCUAUAUCGAAAGCACACAAUUAGCUGAUGGCUCAUGGUAUGGAUCAUGGGGAAUCUGUUAUACAUAUGCAACAUGGUUUGGAAUAAAGGGGCUCAUAGCUGCAAGUAAGAGCUACCAAGAAAGCAAAAGCAUUAGAAGAGCAUGUGAAUUUUUGCUUUCCAAACAGCUACUUUCAGGUGGCUGGGGAGAGAGUUAUCUUUCAUGCGAGCUCAAGGUAUAUACAAAUCUAGAAGGAAAUAAGUCUCAUCUAGUGAACACAGCUUGGGCUAUGCUAGCGCUUAUUGAAGGAGGCCAGGCAGAAAGAGACCCAACCCCAUUGCAUCGUGCGGCCAAGGUGUUGAUCAAUUCACAAAUGGAAAAUGGGGAGUUUCCCCAACAGGAAAUCAUGGGAGUUUAUAACCAGACUGGUGUUGUCAACUACUCUGCAUACAGAAACAUUUUCCCAAUAUGGGCCCUUGGAGAAUACCGAAAUCGUGUAUUGCUUUGUCCAGGAAAAGUGUCAAAAAAUAAAAGCAACUAGCAUCCUCAUAAAAUAAUUAUUGGAGAGUUUAAUUUUCUGCUUUUUUAUGUCCUUAAUUCAGAGAUUCUUUUUUUUUUUUGAAACGUAAUUCAGAGAUCCUUGAAAUGCAAGGAUAGAUGUACUAAACAAACAAAAUUGAACAAUAUUGAGAUAUGAAAGUUCAUGGAUG